This is a messenger RNA of Knipowitschia caucasica, 2424 nucleotides long. NCBI's taxonomy places the organism in Eukaryota, Metazoa, Chordata, Actinopteri, Gobiiformes, Gobiidae. The record is from the annotation of a GenBank genome assembly.
AUGGCAGAUCACAUUGUUGUGGAAAUCAGAAACUCACUGAUGACAGAGAUCCUGACGAUCAUCGAUCACAUGAGGGAGAUGACCACAACACUCACCUGGGCUCUUCAUCUGCGCAAGUGGAGACAAAUCGGAUGUAUUCUUCCUGUCCUGGUAGUUGUCUCUUUGAUCCUCUGGGCCCUGGUUAGUCCUGUGGUUGGAGUCCUCUCCAUGAUAGGGUUAGUCCUGGCUCUUGGAUGUGUGGUGUGGUGCAGAUGUAAACUUCCCAGUCCUGUUCAGGCUGUGUCAAAGCUGGAUGCACUGAGCAUCCGACUGAAGGACCGAGUGAACGCCCUGAAGGAGAAGCUGCAGGAGGAGCGACAUGCUGCGUGGUUUCCAUCUUUGAACAGCAGGUGGCGCAGUCUCAAGGAGCUGGAGGUCCUCACACAAGACCUAAUGAACCUCGUCUCCCGGUUCAAUCCAGAGUUUCGCCCAGAGCUGGUCUCAGAGAUGUCACAGAAACUGGACAGACCAGAACGAGUGGACACCUCACACGUGGACCAGGACGAGCCCGGAGCUGGCGUGUUUGGUCUCUGCUGGUCCCUGCUGGUCUCUGCUGGUAUUUGCUGGUCUCUGCUGGUCCCCACGAUGGAUGAGGAUAUGCUGGUCUCGUCUGGGAGGAGUGAGUACCGGUACCUGGUCCAGGACGAUGAGGACCAGGAGGAGCAGUAUGCGCCUCAGCGGCAGUACGUGCGCCCCCCGCUGGUCGUGUCUCGCCGCUGCAUGGUGCUGGUGAUCGUGGCGGUGGUGGGUCUGCUCGCCGUGGCCGUCUAUCUGGCUUAUGUGUCCACCACGCUGCCUCCCGGAGCGGCUCGGCUCAGCUCCCCCUGUGGGACCUACAGGGGCCUGCAUAAAGAUGGAGCGUUCUCCUUCAAAGGCCUGAGGUACGCAGCGCCCCCUGUUGGAGACCUGCGGUGGGCGCCCCCUGUGGCUGCAGAGUGUAACAGCAACUCAGAGCAUGACGCCACGCGCUUCCGGAGUGUGUGCGCACAGGUCUAUCCUCUCUCUCGCUCGGGGACCGUCCUGGGACAUGAGGACUGUCUGUUCCUGAAUGUGUGGACCCCCUCCCUGCCCCCGGCCCCCCUCCUGCCUGUGCUGGUCUGGGUCCAUGGGGGGUACCUGCACAUGCUCAGUGGGGGGGAGCCCGGGUACUCUCCCUCAGAGCGACUGGCAGCGGACUCUCAGCUCGUCUUCGUCAGCUUCAACUACAGACUCAACGCCUUUGGGUUCAUGGCCCUGGAGACUCUGAGGGAAGGGGCUGCCACCAACAGCUCAGGAAACUACGGUUUCAUGGACCAGAUCCUGGCGCUGCAAUGGAUCCAGAAGAACAUCCACUGGUUUGGGGGAGACCCGAUCCGAGUGACGAUCAUGGGCCAGAGCUCGGGUGGGACCUCGGUCUGGGCUCUGAUGUCAUCACCGCGCGCCAAAGGUCUGUUCAGAGCCGCUGUGGACAUGAGCGGCUCGUACGUGCUCCGAGCGACGCUACAGGAAGCAGAGAGGGACAACCUGCUGUUCCUCAACAGAACAGGCUGCAGCAGCGCCACCUGUCUGCGGAGGCUGACAGUGCAACAGGUGCUACAGGCCAUCCCGUGGCAGCAGUACCCGAGCUGGGCCUUUGAUGAUGGCGUGGACCUCCCGUCCCGUGGCGUGCUGCCCGGGCCGGUCGCCGUGGUGGAUGGGUAUGUCCUGCCCGAGCCGCCUCUGUCUGUGUGGGAGCGGGGCGGCCGCGGCUACAGCGACGUCCCGUUUGUGAUUGGAUCCACGGAGCAAGAGGUCGACUUCGCCCCCUCCUCCCCCAACAUCUCCCUCUGGACCUGGGACGACUACCGCUGGGCUGUAACCGAGAAGCUGUCCUCCUUCAGCUCCUCUCUGUCCCGGGACGCUCUGGACCUGUACCCCCCAGACGCCCCCUGUCCCACCACUGACCGCUGUCCCGAGAGAGCCUACACCACCAUGACCUCCGACCUGCGAGUGAGCUGCCCCCUCAACGAACUGGCCAGGAGGGCUUCCGAGGCCCUUCAUAGUCCAGUGUACCGGUACCUGGUGACCCACACUCCCUCCCGGGCCAUCUCCCCCUCUCCCCCGCUCCUGCCCUUCCCCAGUCGCUUCUCCUUCCACUGCCUAGACUCUGUGGCCUUCUUCCAGGGCCUGGAGCCGCUGCUAGGGGCUCCUCUGACCCCCGAGGACCAGGGCUUCCAGGACCUGCUCCAGCACCACUUCCUCCACUUCAUCAGACACGGGCGGAUGGAGGAGCAGUGGCCCUCGUUUCCUUCCGGUCUCGCUCUAAUCUCUCAGAAUUUUACUUUGGUCCAAAACGACUCGACUGUGAUGUCACGCUGUCGGCUUUGGGAGGAGAACGGACUCUUGGACUACGCCUGGACCAAUUGA